UUUUAGUCUACUGUCAAGUUGCAGAAACAGGAUUUUGGUACUUUUGGUAUGCUAUCUUCUAGUCCAUGAAUUGGGUCAUCUUUGAUCGAACUAACCGGAAACAAUGGCUUCCCAGCCUCCUGUUCAAUAUAAUGUGAUGUCGCCAGCAAGGCCUAAUGUGACAGGAACUUCCCAACCACCCAUACUUCAACGUCCAAUAGCAAGUAAUGGGAUUGGACAACCAUCAACUGGUUCUCGAUUUCCCGUGCCUGCAACAUCAAAUUCUGUUCCUGUGUUAGCCAACACAAAUUCACAGUGGGCUAGACCCCCUGUUUCAAGCCAGUUUGCACCAAGUCUGAUGAGUCAACCCAGUUUUACAGCAGGAGGUCAACAACAGUAUAACCCAGCAAUUCCUGGACAAAACUCACCAAGGCCUGUGUUGGAAACUCUGAGCUCAAGACCUCCCAGCAGUUCUUCAGCUUUAGGUCCCCCUUUGAACAGUUAUCAAAGUGGUCAGUCCAACAUUAAUGGAAACUUGGGCCCUCCAUUGGCGAAUGGUGUGAGAACCCCAACAGCUUAUUCCGAUGUUAACUACUCUGCCCCUGCGUCCAGCAGCAUGGGAUACUGCUCACCUGUAGGACCUCAAUAUGCUUCACAAAAUUUCAUGCCGCCCCAGUUACACCCUGGAACAGGCCCUCCGAUGGGGAGACCAGCUGGGCCCCCCGUACCUCAGCAACAGUAUAAUACUGGAUAUCCAAGUUACUCAUCAGCAUCUGGUCAAUUACCACCAAUUUCUGGUAUUCACACUCAGCAGCUAAGUUAUCCUGCUGCACCUGUGUUACCUAAUGCUCCAGUCAACCAGUUUCCAAAUUUUAAUUCAACUAUGGACAAGAUGACGUCGCAAAUGAACAGCAUGUCUGUAACUCAAACAGGAUUUGACAAAAUUUGGGGCCACGAAAACGUGGAUUUACUCCAAGUGCGAAAUAUUUUGCCAGCUCAAGGUGUGGAAACUCCUCGUAUCCGCCUUAGACAAGAACAUUUAAAUAAUGUACAUUGCAGCCACGACAUCUUUCGCUGUACUUUGACGAAAAUUCCUGAAACGAAUUCCAUUUUGCAAAAAUCUCGUCUCCCACUGGGAGUGUUGAUACAUCCCUUCAAAGAUUUGACGCAAUUGCCUGUAAUACAGUGUCAAACUAUCGUUCGCUGCCGAUCUUGUCGGACGUACAUCAAUCCUUUCGUUUAUUUUGUGGAUCAGCGGCGAUGGAAAUGCAAUUUGUGCUUCCGAGUGAACGACUUGCCUGAUGAGUUCCAAUACGAUCCGAUGAGCAACAGUUACGGCGAUCCUACACGCCGCCCUGAAAUAAAAAAUGCUACUAUUGAAUUUAUAGCUCCAGCUGAAUACAUGCUUCGACCUCCCCAGCCUCCUGUUUAUCUUUAUCUUUUGGAUGUCAGUCACGUAGCAGUUGAAACGGGCUAUUUGAAGCUUUUUUGUGAUGUUCUUUUGGAAGAGCUGGAAAAAAUUCCAGGGGAUAGCAGAACGCAGAUUGGUUUCAUAACGUUUGCCAGCAGCGUUCAGUUCUAUAAUCUCGCGGAGAACUUAAAUCAACCACACCAAUUGGUUGUGUCGGAUAUCGAGGAUAUCUUUCUACCAUGUCCUAACGAUUUGUUGGUAAAUUUAAAUGAAAGUAAGAGGCUGGUCAUUGAACUCUUAGAACAACUCCCUGUUAAAUUCAACAACACAGCGGAGUGCAGUAGUGCCUUGGGGGCUGCUUUACAGGCUGCAUAUAAGAUGGUAAGUCCCACUGGCGGUCGUAUUACGGUAUUCCAAGCAUCGUUACCUAAUAUUGGUCCGGGAGCCCUAAAGCCGAGGGAAGACCCGAAUCAGCGAGCAGCCAAAGAUGUGCCUAACUUGAAUGCGGCCACGGAUUUCUAUAAAAAAUUUGCUCUCGAUUGUUCUGGUCAGCAAGUGGCAGUAGACCUGUUUUUGCUGGGUGGUCAAUAUAUGGAUAUUGCUUCACUCUCGUGUGCGUCAAAAUUCUCUGGUGGAUGUAUGUAUCAUUUCCCGAGCUUCCACUACGUCCACAACUUGCCACAGGUUGAACGGUUGGAACAUUCUUUGCGUCGGUAUCUAACGCGCAAGAUUGGCUUUGAAUCCGUGAUGCGUAUUCGCUGUACUCAUGGCCUAUCAAUCCAUACUUUCCACGGAAAUUUUUUUGUGCGUUCGACUGAUUUAUUAUCUCUGCCAAAUAUUAACCCGGACGCAGGAUUUGGUCUACAAGUUUCAAUUGACGAAAAUUUAAGCGAAGUCCAAAACAUAUGCUUUCAGGCAGCACUUCUUUACACUUCAAGCAAAGGUGAGAGACGUAUACGAGUACACACGAUGUGUUUGCCGAUCGCCAGCACGGUUGCAGACGUCAUUCAGUCGGCAGAUCAGCAGUGCAUUGUCGGGUUAUUAGCUAAAAUGGCCGUCGACCGUUCGCUGCAUUCGAGUAUCAGUGACGCGCGAGAUGCCAUUGUCAAUGUUUGUGUAGACGUUUUAUCAGCCUAUAAAGCAACCAUGAGCUCUGCAACAUCAGGACUGUACGCACCUUCCAACCUAAGGUUGUUGCCUCUAUAUUUGGCGGCUCUAUUGAAAUCGGUUGCCUUCAGAACUGGGCAAAGCACACGACUGGAUGACCGAGUCUUUGCCAUGAACCAGCUGAAAGUAUUGCCUUUAUCUCAACUAAUUCUGUCCGUUUACCCGGAUCUGUAUGCAAUUCACAAUUUGCACGAUCAAGGAGCCAUAAGUCAAGGAGAGAUGGUGAUACCUCAACCUGGGCGUUUACAUCUUUCUGCGGAAAUGGUCGAUUCGUCUGGGGCAUAUCUACUUGACACUGGGGAUGUCAUUUACCUAUAUGUCGGCCGCAAUGUUCAUCCAGCUUUCGUAGAAAAUGUACUUGGUUCAUCGAAUUUCCAAUCUUUGCCAGAGCAAAUGUUCGAGUUGCCUGAACUAGAAACGGCUGAAUCAGAAAGGCUAAGGAACUUUUUGAUUCAUUUGCAAAAUCAGAGACCGUAUCCAGCUGUGCUACAGCUCAUCAGGGAAGACAGUCAAAUUCGUCACCUCUUCUCGAGUCAUCUUGUCGACGGUCGGACGGAGUCCUCGCUUUCGUACUACGAAUUCUUGCAGCAUCUAAAGAAUCAGAUAAAAUAACCUCACAAUAAAAUAAUUCUUCAAUAUCGCACUUUUCUAAUUUCGGUUUUAGCCAACGAGGUAUGUGAUUGGUGUUUGUUAAUUUGGCAUUUCCGAACCAAUCCAUACAUGGGGACAAGUAAUAACUGUGUUUGCAUACCUUGGGCCGUCUUUUUGUACAACUGUAGCAUUAGAUCAAGCCAAUUGUAAGAGGGAAUUUUGCGCCACGCAAAAGUGCUGCUGAUUGUUUGCGUUUGUUUUGGAAUAAGUUUCGUUGGGAUUCUUUCCAAAAUAUUUUAUAAUACCAAAACUGGAUUGUUGACUCUUUUGAGCAAAAUUCACUCUUCAUUCCCAUUUCCCUGUUGCAUCCAAAACCUGUAUGAGUGGUUUGUCUAUUAGGAUGUCAUCUUAUAGCAAAAAUAAUCGAAUUCUAUACACAAUUGUAAAGAAAACCCUACCAAUUUGCUCUGUCAAAUAAACAUUGUAUUAUCAGUUA
Molecule: messenger RNA, 3644 nt
Organism: Daphnia carinata
Lineage: Eukaryota; Metazoa; Arthropoda; Branchiopoda; Diplostraca; Daphniidae
Product: protein transport protein Sec24A-like
Exons: 16
Coding region: 104-3169 (1021 amino acids)
Biological process (GO): intracellular protein transport; endoplasmic reticulum to Golgi vesicle-mediated transport; COPII-coated vesicle cargo loading
Cellular component (GO): COPII vesicle coat; endoplasmic reticulum exit site
Molecular function (GO): zinc ion binding; SNARE binding
Source: RefSeq, a predicted model, not a curated record